Messenger RNA from Cylicostephanus goldi, 930 nucleotides. The record is from the annotation of a GenBank genome assembly. NCBI's taxonomy places the organism in Eukaryota, Metazoa, Nematoda, Chromadorea, Rhabditida, Strongylidae.
AUGGGCUUAUUACGCUAUGCGGUUUGUUUGGGUGUUGCUGCUCUUCUAAUCAAUUAUGGCAUAGAAAGGUUAUACACGGAACAUCCUCUUCAUUUUGAUGGGAAAGUUGAUAGCAGAUAUGAAGCCGUACGCAAAGCCUUUGAGCAAAAUUUUAUUGACGGACUAGAGGCAGAAGGAGCUUCUUUUGCAGCCUAUGUAAAAGGCCAAAAAGUUGUUGAUCUGUGGGGAGGCUAUGCAGACAUACAGGCAGCAAGGACUUGGAAGGAGACGAAGUCACAGGACACAAUAAGCGUUGUGUUCUCCACUACUAAAGCCGUAGCUGCGCUUUGUAUUGCGGUGUUAAUCGAUCGAGGAAGGCUCAGAUACGACGACCUUGUAUCAAGACAUUGGCCAGCAUUUGCUAAGAAUGGAAAAGCAAAUAUCACCGUUGAAUGGGUGAUGUCGCAUAUGUCAGGCCUGUAUUACUUUGAUGAGCCUAUCACUAAAGAAAUAGCUACAAAUCAUGAAAUCAUGAGAAAGCUGAUUGAAAAUGAAACGCCUAAAGUCUCAGCAGGAACCAGCUUUGGUUAUCACACAUACACUUUUGGGUGGCUUGUCGACCAGAUUAUUAGGCAUACUGACGAGAAGAAAAGAGGGAUUGGCCAGUUUCUGCGGGAGGAGAUUACCGAACCAAACGGUAUGAAAUUAGCAGGGAUCGAUUUUCAUAUUGGUCUCAACCUUUCCGAGGAGUAUCGUGUUGCUCGCGUAGCUCCAAUCAGGAUGUUUGAGUUAGUUAAGGAGGUUUUUUGCAAUUAUCGUUCUGCAUUGAUGUUUUUCAAAUACAGUUUCGCAAACAAGGAAUCUCCUCCAUAUAAAGCUGUAAGCAAUCCUUCAUGGAUGAAGAUAUCUCCGCAGUGUACGAUGAAUGAUCCUGAGCAACAUGCAAUGGAA